Molecule: messenger RNA, 4365 nt
Organism: Xiphias gladius (swordfish)
Lineage: Eukaryota; Metazoa; Chordata; Actinopteri; Istiophoriformes; Xiphiidae
Gene: tab2
Product: TGF-beta activated kinase 1 (MAP3K7) binding protein 2
Exons: 7
Coding region: 515-2800 (761 amino acids)
Biological process (GO): positive regulation of protein kinase activity
Molecular function (GO): K63-linked polyubiquitin modification-dependent protein binding; ubiquitin binding
Source: RefSeq, a predicted model, not a curated record
AAAAAAAAAGAAAAAAAGAAAAACAAGUCUUACUCUCGCGAUAGCAGCGUGCUUAUGCAGCCGCCAUAUUCUGUGACAGUAUUUUGAUUCGUAUCUGCUGGAAGUGAGGAAAAAGAGAAAAGCGAAGGGCUGUCGAGGGGAGGGGGGGCUGAAGAAGAGGAGCUGUCAAAAAGGUAUUCCCGGGUCUCUGUCAAACGGCGGAGGGCUGAGGCUCGGUAUCCCUCCCCUAACGCUAUUUCGAGGACAGACAAGGCCCGGGGCCUCGGUGCAGUUGGUUCUUCGUCUCCCUGGUAGUAGCUGGACCCCUCUCGGCUUCUCCUCUCUCAGCUCCGCGGCCCUCCGGAGGUCCGGCGGCGGUCUCGGGUGUUGAAGGCGGCCCGGGGAGCGGCGGCGGCGGCAGCGGAGACGGGAAAGUAAGUUACAUUAAGAUGUUCAAGAUGAAGGCGACUUGCUGCCACGAUUGACGCUCCAGUGCGCUGAACAGAACAAGCAGUCCUGACCUGGCAACAUACGAAUGGCCCAGGGAAGCCACCAGAUUGACAUUCAGGUUUUGCAUGACCUGCGCCAAAAGUUCCCUGAAGUCCCAGAGGGUGUUGUCUCCCAGUGUGUUCUGCAGAACAACAACAACUUAGACGCCUGCUGUCAAUACUUGUCCCAAGUCAGUCCAGGCUACCUGUACAGUGAAGAAGGAAACCUGAGCUUUUCUGACGACCCUAGCAUCAUCAGGCUCCGUAAUCACAUGACCCAGCUGAACCUGGGCCUGCAGUCUCAGAAUGUGCACGUGGCCCCGGUUCGGGACGGCCUGAGAAUGAACGGCAGCCGGACUCUGGCCCACAGCCUGAGUGACGGGCCCCUCCAGACAGGCCAGGCCCCCAAUAGUGACUUCUUUCAGCAGGAGCCCCAGUCAGCCCCAGUGCAGGUGCCCUCCGGCCUCAAUGUAUUUGGUGUGAUGGAACCCACGCGCAAACCGCAGCCUCCACAACACCUUGGACUUUACCCUAUGGGUGUCAAAGGAACAACUAUGGGUGCCCAGCAAGCGCCACGCUUCAACCCCAUUACAGUGACGCUUGCCCCUAAUAUCCAGACGGGCCGCAACACCCCCACUUCUUUGCACAUACACGGUGGGCCACAGUCAGGCCUAAGCAGUCCACAGGGUAACUCUAUCUACAUCAGGCCCUAUGUUAGCCAGACCGGUACGACCCGGCAGAACCAGCAGCAGGGAAGCAGGGCCCAGUAUAGCCCCACUUCCCAGCCCCAGCAGCAGAUCUACCAGAUCUCUCACCCCUCCUCCCUGUCCGGCUCCUGGUCCGGCCCUCAGCACGCCUCCUCUUCACAUACCUCACAGCACCAGACCCAGGGCCACCAGACCUCUCAUGUCUACAUGCCAAUUAGCUCCCCCACAAAUCCCCAGGCGCCCUCCAUUCUUCCCACUGGAAGCCAGACCUCUUCCUCCGGUGUCUCCUCGUGCUCCUCUUCCUCUUCCUCCUCCUCUGUCAUGCCAUCAUCCUCUACCAUCAGCCAAUACAACAUCCAGAACAUCUCCACUGGCCCACGGAAGAAUCAGAUAGAGAUCAAACUUGAAUCUCCUCAAAGGAGCAACUCCACCACCACAACAGCUGUGCUGCGGACAAGCAGUGGACCCCGUUCAUCUUCCACCUCCUCCUCCUGUCCUUCGUCUUCGUCCUCCUCAACCGGGGUGGCUACUGUGCCAACCACCCCUCUGUCCAUCGGAUGCCCAGGUCUGAGUCGCAGCCAGCCAACUGUUUACAUCUCUGCCAGCCCACCUACUGCUGCUACCACUCCAUCUGAGGAGGCCGUCAUGGCCUCUGCCGGCUCCCGCUCCCAACCCAAGUUUUAUAUCUCUGCCAAUGCCUCCAGCGACGAUGGUGGGGGUAGGAACCCUCACACAGUCUACAUCUCAGCCAACCCUCCCUUGCAGGGGCCUUCAGGGGCCAGGAACAUGGGAGGCCAAGUGAGCAUGGGCCCAGCCUACAUCCACCACCAUCCACCUAAGUCUCGUGCAUCUGUGGGAGGGGGAGGCACAGCUUCUUCCCCUCGCGUGGUGGUGACUCAGCCCAACACCAAAUACACUUUUAAAAUCACCGUGUCACCCAAUAAGCCCCCAGCUGUGUCCCCUGGAGUAGUGUCCCCUACUUUUGAGCCCAACAACCUCCUAAGCCUACCCUCAGACCACCACUUUGUGGAGCCAGACCCCCUCCAUCUCUCAGACCCGCUGUCGCCACACAGGGAGAAGCCGAGUGAGCCUCGCAGACUCAGUAUGAGCUCUGAUGAUGCAGCGUACACACAAGCAUUGUUGGUCCAUCAGAAAGCCCGCAUGGACAGGCUGUGGCACGAGCUGGAGCUGAAGAAGAAGAAGCUGGAGAAGCUAAAAGAGGAGGUCAACGAGAUGGAGAAUGACCUGACCAGGAGACGGCUGGAGAGAUCCAACUCGGCCUCCCAAAUUCCUUCUAUCGAGGAAAUGAAGCAGUUGCGAUGCAAAAACAGGUUACUGCAGAUCGACAUUGACUGCCUCACCAAAGAAAUUGAUCUCCUUCAGACAAGAGGACCACACUUUAAUCCCAGUGCAAUCCAUAAUUUUUAUGACUACAUUGGAUUCCUCGGUCCUGUCCCAUCCAAACCCAAAGGUACUUUAUCUAUUGACUCGGGCUGUAAGAUUGUGAAGCCCAUUGCAGACCAGGAGGAGGAUGAGGGGACGCAGUGGAGCUGUACAGCCUGCACCUUCCUCAACCAUCCCGCCCUCAACCGCUGUGAACAGUGCGAGUUCCCGCGGCACUUCUGAGCCAACCGGGCUGCGACGCGCCGCUCCCUCCUCUGCCCGCCUGUCCUCUACCAGGCUAGAAUAGAAAAGGGCCCUCUCUGUUUCCUUUUUACCUACGUGUAUGAAAACUGGGAUGGGGCAUAGUCGUUGUGCAUCGUGCGGCCUGUUUUCCUUGUUUUUGUUUUUUUUUUCCUUUUUCCUCUCUAAGGUUUGUAGAAUGCUGUCCACUGAAGGCUUGAUUGGAUAGUGUUUACACCUCGCGUUUCUUCCUAAAGGCUGGCAGAGUCGGAUGAUACCUCACCUUAGAGACUCAGAUUGCGUGGGGUCACUUCCCCCCUUUUCUGCUAGAUGGGUGACACUUUACCCCAGGGGAUACCUCGCCACUCCCACCUACAGUAUUACGAGUGUGGCCCUGCAGUGUGACGGCACACACAUACAGACCUACAGACACGCACACACGCACACACACACACACACACACACACACACACACACACACCGCCAGGUGCCGAUGUGCCUUUUGCUGAAUUAAUAAAUUUGUUCUUCUUCCUUUGUGGUGGCAUGACUGGGGAAUCGGGAACUGUGUUCAGCCACUGCUCUCCAUCUGAAGGGAAAACUAACAGACUACUCUUGGACUUUAAAGUUUGUUUGCUGUUUCUAGAGGAUGUCAAAAGGGGAACCGGCAGUGUAUCUGCCACUCAAACAUGCCCCUUGUCCUCCAACUUCAGUAUCCCUUUUCUGUUUAUUCAAUCGACUUACUGAAAAAAGAAACUAAGUUGCAUGCUUUGUGUACAGUACACGGAGGCAGAAACUCGAGCUUUUUACUGUACAUAAUUUUAGAAUGUGCCUUAAAAGCCUUCUUCCUCACACUAUGAAUCACUUGUAUUUCCUGUAAGUAUAGCUUUAUAGACUUUAUUAACUUUUUGUCUUGUUUUGUUUCCCUCUUUCAAACAAAUAAGCACCAUGCUCCCUUUUUAAGCUUUUUACUUGAUAUCUGUGAGAGUUGAAGCCUUGCAGAAGGAGAGGAGCAGAGCAGCAAAAACCUUUGCAGUCAUCAUGAAGCUACGUCUGCCAGGUCCGUUCAUUGCUUGUGUAAUUGCUGAGUUUCCUGUGUACGAUCUGCAGAUGCAGCAAAGUGGAAGGCGAUGGAGGAGUCUUUUUUUUUUUUUUCUUUUUUUUUUUUCUCCAGGACACCAAAUAUGUUUGCGACUGUCGGGGGAGGGAAGGGGUCAAAAAGCAAAAUUACAAACUGCCUUCUUAUCUGACAACUGGAAUGUAGGUUUAAUGUUUGGGGACAACUACACCUCAGUGCAAAGAGACACUCAGUUUCCAAUACAAUCAGGAUGUUUACUGCAGAUCGAUGUCAAAGUGCUCCUGGAACAGCUGAUUGGAUUAAACGUUUCCGUGUUGCUGUGCACCUGAAUUGGGUUGAGGUCCAAAGAUCAAAGUGAAUAUGUUUCUGUGUAACGUGUUCCUAUAAUGCAGAGAUAUUCAAAUGGGUCCCAUGUCAUGCCUUCAAUGCAACAGGUCAGAGUCAUUACAACAUCUUGGAAGCAGACAAGGCAAAAAAAAAAAAAAAAAAAAAA